Cyclopterus lumpus (lumpfish) is the source of this 1670-nucleotide messenger RNA. It is a transcript of the gene aadac, whose product is annotated as arylacetamide deacetylase. The transcript has 5 exons. Gene Ontology annotation, molecular function: carboxylic ester hydrolase activity. Gene Ontology annotation, cellular component: membrane. The coding region runs from base 60 to 1298 and encodes 412 amino acids. The record is from RefSeq and is a predicted model, not a curated record. NCBI's taxonomy places the organism in Eukaryota, Metazoa, Chordata, Actinopteri, Perciformes, Cyclopteridae.
GCUAACAGCUUGUUUCUGUGCGCACACUGCAGUCAGCUGCUGGCCACGCACGUUGUAAAAUGAGGUUUGGAAGCAUCAUUGUAAUCGUCGCUCUCUGCUCUUUUACGGCGUAUUAUAUUUAUGAGCCCAUUCCUGAGGAAAUAGAGGAGAGAUGGAAACUCAUGCUGACCAACUCUUUCUUCAGAAGUCUCAGCCACCUGGCAGACCUCAGUGAAUUACUGGGGCUGAAGGACUACAUGGGGGUUAUGUACUUCAUCACUCUGGCUGAGAAGGUAGUGCCUGUGUCUGACGAGCAUAUCAAGGUGACGGAGGAGACCUUUGAUGGAGUGGAGGUGGUGCUGUACCAGCCGAAGCAGAGAGGCGGUGACACUGAGCUCAGUCGAGCUGUCAUAUACCUGCACGGUGGAGGAUGGUGCCUGGGUAGUUCCCGGAUGAGUCCAUAUGAUCUCCUGGCCAGAACACUUGUCACCGAGCUAGACGCAGUGGUUCUGUCUGUAGAGUACAGACUUGCCCCUGCUCACCACUUCCCUGUCCCAUAUGAGGACGUAUACCGUGUGGUCAAACACUUCCUCCAGAAGGGGGUGCUGGCUAAGUAUUCUGUGGACCCAGGACGCAUUGCUGUGUCUGGGGACAGUGCUGGAGGGAACCUGGCAGCUGCUGUCUCACAGCAGUUACAAAAAGAGCCUGGACAGCAGGUCCAUUUGAAGGCCCAAGCACUCAUCUACCCUGUACUGCAGGCUCUGGAUCUCAACACACCUUCAUAUCAGCAAAAUCAGGACAUGCCCAUUCUGCCCCGCACCCUCAUGGUCCGUUUCUGGAGUGAGUACUUCACCAGCGACAAGGCCCUUUUCAGAGCCAUGAUGGACAACACUCACAACAACCCUGAGUCUUCUAGCCUGCUAAAGUUUGUCAACUGGAGCGCCUUUCUGCCAGAAACAUAUCAUAGAAAAUACAACUAUAGUGCUCCUGCUGUGAUGCAGGGAGUCGGAGGAGAGGGCGUUGGCAUGGAUGGACCUGCUCAAUCUAUUGCCGACCCAAGGGCUUCACCCCUGCUUGUUCCAGACUCUGCCUUACGCUCUCUGCCCAAGGCCUACAUCCUGACAUGUGAGUAUGAUGUUCUCAGAGAUGAUGGGAUCAUGUAUGUCACACGGCUCCGUUCUGCUGGUGUUGAGGUGACACAUGAACACUAUGACACAGGAUUUCAUGGAGGGUUGAUGUUCACCGUGUGGCCGACUGACUUCCUGAUCGCACGUCGCAUGACAAACAACUAUAUCAAAUGGCUGGAGGAAAACUUGUAAAAAAAACUCUUGACUAUAAAUAUUCAUUCCAACUAUUCCAAACAAUGCACUAGUUUUUGGUUCAGUGCAAUUCUUUCACAUCUGGUGUUCAAGUUUUCUUUUUCUUUGGUCAAGCUACUUUUUGGUGAAUAUAUUGAGAAAUAAUCAACUUUGUCUGUUUUUCCACUCAUGGACCACAUUAGAUGCCAGAAGGAAAAGAAUAGUGCUGAUUUGUUCACAUAAGGUGGUGUGAGUAGAACCCAACACAUAUGACAUCACUACUCAAGUAUUGUACUUGAUUGCAGUACAGUAUUGUGUUCAUUUUCCACCAAACACAAUUCUACCCAGAGAGAUCUGAAGAAGAAAGUCAAACUGUGGAAUAUCACAGUUGUC